This is a messenger RNA of Anisakis simplex (herring worm), 339 nucleotides long. NCBI's taxonomy places the organism in Eukaryota, Metazoa, Nematoda, Chromadorea, Rhabditida, Anisakidae. The record is from the annotation of a GenBank genome assembly.
AUGCCAAUUGCUCAAUGUUCAAAAAGAGAUAUUAUAGAUACAGAGAGUGCGGCGGUUGGUCAAUCGCAGGGUUAUCAGAAGGCCGCAAGCACUAUUCUAUCGUCGAUAAACCAGAGUGCCGAUCCGUGUGAUAAUUUCUUUGAGUUUGCUUGUGGACGUUGGGUGAGCGAAAAUCAAAUACCAGAGGAUCAGUCCAGUUAUGGUCAUUUCCAUGAAUUGGUAGCAAAGGUUGAGCUCGAAAUGAAAGGUGCGUACAUUUAUAUCGCUCUGAAUUCUUUGAAAAAUAAACAUUUUUUUGAGUGUUUGACUGUUUUACUGUAUGAAUACAGUAUGAAGUAA